AUGUUUCAGUACCACAAUACCGAAACAUUAUUCUACGAAAAUGCUCGAAAUGUCCCUGGAGUCCCACGGAUCUUCCUCAGUCGCGGUUUAGGAGCUAAUGAUGAUCGAGGAAUCAUCUGUAUGGAGUACUUGGAGAAAGCCUACACCCGCCCUGUCUCCGAGAACAUUUCCAUCAGCGAGAUGAAAUCGAUUCUCGAGCUAUACGCCGGUAUUCAAAGGGAUUGCGCGAAGAUACCUUACGAAGUUCGUGCACAGCUUAAUACGAAUGUUUUCAAGCUGCUCUCAACAACCACACUAAGCUUAGAGACACUCACUCAACGCCUCCAUCGCAUGACACUUUGGGCGCCGGAAAUGACGUCAACCUUCCAAGAGCUCGUCAAACUUCUUCCAAAUAUUGUUGAUCACACAGCGAUAACUCGCUGCAUUCAGAAUGUCGUAGGUAAUUCUGAACAAAUUUUAUGGUAG
Molecule: messenger RNA, 465 nt
Organism: Cooperia oncophora
Lineage: Eukaryota; Metazoa; Nematoda; Chromadorea; Rhabditida; Trichostrongylidae
Source: the annotation of a GenBank genome assembly